This is a messenger RNA of Acaulospora colombiana, 411 nucleotides long. The record is from the annotation of a GenBank genome assembly. NCBI's taxonomy places the organism in Eukaryota, Fungi, Glomeromycota, Glomeromycetes, Diversisporales, Acaulosporaceae.
AUGGCCGGCCGCGACAAGUACGCUGAAAAGUAUGUUUAUUUUUUGUUCGACACGCAUUUCUUUCGUCCGCCGCUGAAUUUACAACCUUCUCGUUUUAGAUAUAAAGGAAUUUCUAUUUGCUUUAACAUAUUGACAAAAUCUUUUUCUGGUCGUUACGUUAACUUUGGAGUUUUCGAGUUGUAUGGGGACAAGGCUCUUGAGGUGGCCUUGAAUGCAUCAUUCGAAAUGAUGUUUAACGUAGAAGUGGACGAUAUUCUCGCUGUUAAAAAUCUUAUGGAAGAUGUGGAUUUUAAUUUGAAUAUUAAAAAUCGCGAUCGUUUUACACAGAAUCUUAGCACUUUCAAACGAGAGCUAACUAAUGAAAACGUCAUAUUGAUAUGUCCACCGAUGGAUCUCAAGUUGAUGAUGUAA